AUGGGCCAGCCAAACAUAUCACAGAAUGCCGCCAGAGCAUCCUCGACGGCUGCUGGUUCAUCCUACGCAACGUCGCCUACUACCUAUACUACUCUUACCGAGGAAUCCCCGCUAUUUGUUUACCCAGAUCCUUGCCUACAAGAUGAAGGCCGCAAAGUCGAAAAUAAUGAAAUUCCCGAUGGAGGUCUCGUGGCAUGGACCCAGGUUCUGACCGGACACCUGGUUGUAUUCAAUGUAUGGGGCUAUAUUACAUCAUACGGCUUUUUCCAGGAAUACUACGUCAAAACUCUCCAAGUCAGCCCAGCAAAUGCAUCGUGGAUCGGAGCGGUGCAAAUGUUCCUAGUUCAUUUCCUGGCCACUUUCUCAGGCCGAGCAAUGGAUGCGGGCUAUCUGAGACAAUGUAUCGCUCUUGGGUGUUUCUUUCAGGUUGCCGGAGCAUUGGCGACCUCAUUCGGCACAAAGUUAUGGCAUUUUUGGCUAGCGCAAGGCAUAGUCAGCGGAAUUGGCCACGGCCUCGUCUUUAGCCCCAUGAUCUCGCUGUAUGCGACAUACUUCAACUCCAAGCGAGUGAUGGCCGUCUCGCUGGCUUCUUGCGGGGCGGCGACUGGGGGCAUGGUUUUCCCAGUGGUCGCUUAUAAGUGUUUGAACAAUAUUGGUUUCGCAUGGACCGUCCGGGUCAUGGCGGCCAUUAUCCUGUUUAACAGCGUUAUAAUUGUCAAGUUUACCAGGUCUCGGAUUAUACCUAGGGGUUCUCCUCCCUGGGUGGAUUUUAGUGCGUUCCGUGAACGUCCUUACCUCCUUUUUUCGAUCGGCUCAUUCUUGAUCUUCGAAGGUAUUUACUUUGCAUAUAUUUAUCUUAGACAAUUUGCCCAGGCUCACACCGGUUUCACGGCAUCUGACUCACUUCUCCUUCUAAUCCUCAUGAACGGUGUUGGUGUUCCAUCCCGCAUUGCAUCUGCAUUUGUGGCAGACCGAUGGCUGGGCGCAGUAAGGACUUGCAUUGCGGUCUCCAUCCCUUGCGGCAUCGCCAUUCUAGGGUGGAUUGGUGUACACACUCAUGUUGGCAUGUUCAUUUGGGCUACAGUCUAUGGGCUACUGGUCAAUUGUGCGCAAAGUCAAUUGCCCGCUGCCAAUGCGUACUUUGGAUCCAAAGACCCGGAGAAAUCCGGCACACGUGUUGGCAUGAUCACCACGAUCAAUAGCAUCCCACUCUUGACUGGGCCGUACAUAGCAGGGCAGCUGAUCGCAUUACAGGGGGUGAUUACCUGUACGCGCAGUUAUUUGGGGGUAUUUGCAUUUUGA
This is a messenger RNA of Penicillium crustosum, 1302 nucleotides long. RefSeq lists its product as uncharacterized. NCBI's taxonomy places the organism in Eukaryota, Fungi, Ascomycota, Eurotiomycetes, Eurotiales, Aspergillaceae. The transcript has 3 exons. Gene Ontology annotation, cellular component: fungal-type vacuole membrane. Bases 1 to 1302 code for a protein of 433 amino acids. The record is from RefSeq and is a predicted model, not a curated record. Gene Ontology annotation, molecular function: transmembrane transporter activity. Gene Ontology annotation, biological process: transmembrane transport.